Molecule: messenger RNA, 2261 nt
Organism: Pectinophora gossypiella (pink bollworm)
Lineage: Eukaryota; Metazoa; Arthropoda; Insecta; Lepidoptera; Gelechiidae
Exons: 6
Coding region: 85-981 (298 amino acids)
Cellular component (GO): cytoplasm
Molecular function (GO): phosphatase activity
Source: RefSeq, a predicted model, not a curated record
AGUGACGCAAGCGCACAGUUGGUAACAAUACUAGGUUAGGGCCACACGUGUUGUUCGAUUUGUGAAAUCGAUAGUCAAAUCGAUAUGGAACCAGUGAAUGUGUGUGAAUUGAAACCGGAAGAGUUUAAAAAGUUUUUAAAUUCGUUCGAUCAUGUGUUCUCGGAUUGCGACGGAGUAAUAUGGAAUGCAGCUCCACUGCCGGGAUCGGGAAAAUUCUUCGAGUUGAUGAAGAAACUAGGGAAGACAGUCCACUACGUGUCAAAUAACAGUUUGAGAACAAAGGAAAACUAUGAGGCAAAGUUUCAAGCAGCUGGCAUUGAUGAUGGGUUUGAAAAACUCACGAUUCCAUCAACAGCAAUUGCCGAGUAUCUCAAGUCACAGAAUAUAAAAAAUAAAAUAUAUUGCGUUUCAUGCGUGGAAACCAUACGGGUACUGCAGUCGCACGGAUUUCAAUGUGAGAGUGGUCCAGAAGAAAUCCCAGACUUUUACGCAGAUUUCGUCCAGUUCCUCGAAGAUGAUGAGAAUAUAGGUGCCGUGGUGUUUGACAGCGACUUCAAAAUCAACCUUCCCAAGCUUUACAAAGCCUCUACCUACCUCAAAAGGCCGGAAGUACACUUUAUCAACGGUGCAUCUGAUCGACUGGUUCCCUUGACGAAGGGCGUUAGUUUAGGCGUGGGAGUAUUCUCAGACAUAGUAUCAGACUUUGUGAAACGGGAACCCAUUGCUUUGGGGAAGCCUGGCAAAAUGUUUGGGGAAUUCGCAAUGAAACGAGCGGGCAUCACAGAUCCCAGUCGAGUUUUGUUUAUAGGAGAUAUGAUCGAGCAAGACAUAGGCCUGGGCAAAGCAGUUGGUUUCAAGACAUUAUUAGUACAUACAACCCAUACAACAGAAGACAUGCUGGCACAUCCAAAUAUCAAACCCGAUUACUAUGCACCAGAUCUUGGAAGCAUUGUACCUGUUUUAACACAAUUAGUAUCAUAAAUAUAUUUUCUACUAUCGUGUGGGUUAUAAGGUGGAUGACCAACCUCAUCUACCCUGGUGUCAGGAGUAUUAUUGAGCCACAUAUGCUCAUGUAACGAACGUACUUGCAUCAGUAAGUAGUAACCGGGACCAACAGCAUAACAUGCCUUCUGAAGCACGGAUCAUCUUAUUUUCGGACAUUCGGGUAAUCAGGCUGUGAUGUCCUAACCAAAGUAGGGAUCACAAAGAGAUUUUUGUGACCCCACCAAGAUUCAAACCCGGGACCUCCGGAUCGUGAGAUCAAUGCUCAACCACUGUUCUACAGAGACCGUCGUAUUAUUAUAUAAGUAUUGCUUUACCUAUCAAAGUACAGAUGGCGCUGUACAGAUUUGUAUUCGUUUAACCUUCUAAUUUCAUGGAUAACAGAUAUAUGCAUCUUUUAUCUUUGUUUUUGGGUAUAAAUGAUGACCCUUGUUAUAACACCCACCACAACACAUCUUCCACCCAUUAUUAAUCUGAUCAAAAUAAAGAGAAGUAAUACAGGUUUCAACACAAUUCUAUACAUAAUGUGAUCCAAAUAUCAAGCUAAAAAUAUUAUCAUAUGUGCCUCUGCCGUUAGAUUUUAAUUUUGAAUAAUUAUGUACCCCGAGCAGUGAGAAAAUACGUAAUUAUCACAACAUUACAACAUUACAAAUUACAUUAAUGUUGAACAGCGCCAUCUGUAUAUUUUUGGGGAACUUAGCCUGGAAAGUCCCUCAUUCUGUGGCUCGGAUUAUUAUUUCCUAUGAUUGUAUACAAAAGAAAAUUUAUAGCAAGAAGUAGGUAAUAUAUUUGUACUUACAAUAAAUAUACUAAGACUAUUCAUUAUUUAAUUCUUUAUUGUGUUUGAAAUGUUGCACAUAAUACCGUUCAUACGCCAUAUUCGUUAAAAGGUAUAAAAUUAUGUACCGGACUAUAUAUUUUUAAAUUAUUGUUCACAUACGGUCACGAGUACUAAUAUUUAUACACUUUGAAACCAUGUAACAUUAACUUUUUUGACAAAUUUAUUAAACCGUAAGUCUCAUUAAAUGUCAAAUAUGAUAGUGCGACAAGGUUCUAAAGUUGUUACAUGAUAUUGCUCAUGACUGUACUUAUUAUAUUUUCAUUUGUAGCGUUAGUGCUAGCCUCUAUGGUCCCUGGGAGCAAAUAAAAAACAUAGAACACGUUCAGCUGCUUGUCUUCCCGGGUAAAAACCGCCAGAGGGAUUUGUCCUCGGUGACAUGAUGGACUAAUGUUAUGGGCGAUAGGCUGAUUCCUUAUCA